Molecule: messenger RNA, 1398 nt
Organism: Triticum turgidum subsp. durum (durum wheat)
Lineage: Eukaryota; Viridiplantae; Streptophyta; Magnoliopsida; Poales; Poaceae
Source: the annotation of a GenBank genome assembly
AUGGCUUCCCGCCUCAUAACCAGAUCAACGGCCGCGGCCCUCCUCUCCCACCUCCGCUCCAGGACACCGAAUCCUACCCACCACCUCCCCACACAUGGAGCUGCCAUGUCCUCCCUUCUGGGACCCACUCACGGCCUUCCUGCCACCGUCGGAUCACGCCCCCUCCUCGAGCCGACUCGGUGGUUCUCUUCGCCGGCGCCGGUGGUCGAGGCGCCGAGGACGGUAGACGGCCUGACUGUGGACUCUAUUGCCGACAAGGGCUGGACGAUCCUCGCCGAGGCCGAGAGCGACUGGCGCAGCCACGCCGCCGCCGUCGCGCAGUCCAUCAGGCUUAUUAAGAAGCGUGCACGCUGGAAAUGGUUACUGGAGAGAUCGAAGCAGUUGGCUGUGGUAUUGGAGAAGCCAGACCUCUGGGAGGAUCCAGUUUUUGCUGGGAAUGUUAGUCGUGAACAAGGCGAGCUCAUGGGCAAGAUUAAGUCAGUGAACCAAUUCGAGCAACAAUUGAUGGAGCACAUCGACAUGUUGAGGCUUGCACGUGAAGAGGGUGACAAUGAACUCGAGACGGAAUCCAUGAGAGCAUUGGCUGAUAUGAGAAGAGAUGCAAAGGAGAAAGAACUCAAUGCAUUGCUUUCUGGAGAUAAUGACGUUUACCCUUGCUUCAUUGAGGUCCAAGCAGGAGCCGGAGGCGUUGAGAGCAUGGAUUGGGCUGCCAUGGUUAUGAACAUGUACAGAUCAUGGGCUCAGCGACGGGGAUACAGAGUCACUGUUAUAGAAGAAAUACCCGGUGAACUAGCAGGAAUCAAGAGGGCUACUAUCAAAGUUGAUGGCGAGUAUGCAUUUGGAUAUGCCAAAUCUGAAAUAGGAGUUCACAGAUUAGUGCGGAUUUCUCCAUUUGACAGUGGAAAGCGGCGGCACACUUCCUUUGCUGCUGUCGCUGUAAUACCUAUUCUUGGUGAGGCCUCUAGCCGAUACCAGAUAAACGAAUCGGAUCUUCGGAUAGAACGCUUCCGUUCUGGUGGACCUGGCGGCCAGCAUGCCAACACCACAGAAAGUGCUGUUAGAAUUGUGCACAUCCCAACUGGUACAACGGCAACUUGUCAAAAUGAAAGGUCACAACAUAUGAAUAGGGCAUCAGCAAUGGCGGUGCUUCAAUCUAGGUUGGACCAGCUUGAGAUUACCCGUCAAGCACAGAUGAAUGCAGAGCACACGCAAUCACUCUCUGAAAUAAGCUGGGGAAACCAAAUAAGAUCGUAUGUGCUACAGCCAUACCGCAUGGUCAAAGAUCUCCGGACAAACUAUGAAGUGUCUGAUCCCGAUUCAGUCCUGGAAGGCGACCUGGACGAUUUCAUACUGAGCUUUUUGUCAUUAUCAUUGGAUAAAGUUGAUGAAAGUGUCUGA